Helobdella robusta is the source of this 930-nucleotide messenger RNA. RefSeq lists its product as hypothetical. The transcript has a single exon. Lineage: Eukaryota; Metazoa; Annelida; Clitellata; Rhynchobdellida; Glossiphoniidae. The record is from RefSeq and is a predicted model, not a curated record. Bases 1 to 930 code for a protein of 309 amino acids.
AUGAAAUAUUAUUAUACAGAAGAACAAAAAAAGUCAAAAUGCAUUUUGAAACUGUUUUCCCGCUUUAAAAGACAUCGAGAACCAUCCCAAACGUCAAAACAGAUAAACAAGAGAGGCGGUAAAAGUUCAAAAAAGAUUAAAUGUUCAGUGACGCAGAGUAACGAAGAUACUUCACACGAGAGCAACAAGAAGAUGCACGCGAACCUCACACGCACAAAACCCGUCGGUGAGUUGUUCAACCCGUGUCGCUGUUUAUACGACAGACGUGAAUCCACUGCAUCAACAGCCAUCAACGGUUCACUGUACAAAACAAAAUCAGCUGAUACCAUUUCCAUCCGUGCAACUGCUGGGAGUGUAUUAAACAGCUCCAUGAAAUACGAAGAACUCGCUGCGAACUUCUGUAGCAUCAAUGCAAGCCAAAGUUUUAGACCUGACAGACAGGACUCUUUAAUGAGCCACAUUCAGACUGGCACAAACAAACUUCCUGGUCCUCAAAUGCCUUCGAAUGUGAACGGAGAAAAUCUGCGAAGAUGCAACGUCAGAUGUUCCAUUUCAACGGCAAGUGAUUCAACCGAGCCCCAAUGGAUGGAAGACUUUAACACUCAGCCCAGCUCCUACAUGGUGAAGAGAACUGAGGUUCAUAAUGAUGACUCGUCCGAAGAUUGUGAUGCUGAUUAUAAUGAGAGUGAGAUUUGGAUGAAUAGAAGUUUGAAGGAGCAUGGAUUCCAUUGCAAUCAAUCUCCUCUUAUCCAUGUUAACUGUCGUCCUGAUAUCGGCAGCAUGGUCAGUUAUGAAGUCGAUGGUAGCCAUAAUGAUGAUAGCGAGGUCAUUUGGAUCAACGAUUGUUCAGGAAACUUUCAAAAGAUGCAUCAGAUUUUGUCAGAGAGGAACGGAAACGAAAUUGUUUACAAAACAUUGGCUUUCCUGUAA